UAUAUAUAAGAAGCAAGAAUGUUUCGACAUUCAUUACCACUAUCUUCAGCAUCUUUACAGAUUCAUCAUGUUAAAUAGUGUGGGUAAGCUGAUGUGUCUAGGAUACAUAUUCUUAUUGUCAAACAGAGUCUAUGGAUGCUGGGACAAAUACACAGAUUGGAAUGACGCGGGAAAAGGUAAUACUGUUUACCUUGAUCGUCACAAAGUUAGUUGUGGAGGUCGUGGUAACGUUAUUAAUAUGUUUAAACUAGAGCGAGCUGGAGCUAAUCUGAUCCGUUACAAGUACAGAUGUUGUAGACAUUUCGGAAAUGCAUGCAAUACACGGAAUGUAAACAAUCCGUUUACAUCCGACGGAGGUAAAGGAGAGGUGAUUUUCUUGGAUAGGCAGAAGGUGUCAUGUUAUGAGGGUCUCGUAAACGGUUUCAAAUUAGGUAGAAAUCGAGGUCAUUCUAUGUACCGAUAUACAUAUAAUUGUUGCAACCUAGGUGGAAGAUUGAGUUGUCAAAAUAAAAGCACAGGGUCAACAUCUGCAGGUAAAUGGGAAAGCUUUUAUUUAGACAGACAAACGGUUGCCUGUAGUGGUGGACAGUAUUUACAGGCUUUCCAGUUGAAAAGAAAUAAUGGUCGUUUACGAUAUGAUAUCAGAUGCUGUCGAGUUACACGUUAGUUUAAUAUUUUAACAAUUUUGUUGAUAAAUUGUUCCA
Molecule: messenger RNA, 704 nt
Organism: Mytilus trossulus (common blue mussel)
Lineage: Eukaryota; Metazoa; Mollusca; Bivalvia; Mytilida; Mytilidae
Exons: 2
Coding region: 68-667 (199 amino acids)
Source: RefSeq, a predicted model, not a curated record